This is a messenger RNA of Lolium rigidum, 1026 nucleotides long. RefSeq names its product flavonol sulfotransferase-like. Bases 1 to 1026 code for a protein of 341 amino acids. Gene Ontology annotation, biological process: sulfation. The transcript has a single exon. NCBI's taxonomy places the organism in Eukaryota, Viridiplantae, Streptophyta, Magnoliopsida, Poales, Poaceae. The record is from RefSeq and is a predicted model, not a curated record. Gene Ontology annotation, molecular function: sulfotransferase activity. Gene Ontology annotation, cellular component: cytoplasm.
AUGGCUGCAUCCGCCGUCUACGACGACGACAUGGCCGGCAGCGAGCUCGUGACCUCCUCGCUCCCCCUUGAGACGCGGUUCCCGCCGUUCCAGCUCAGGCAGCUCGGCGGCUUCUGGUUCCCCGAGGCGAUCCUCCCGGGCGUGGCGGCCGCCCACGCGCGGUUCGAGCCGAGGCCGUCCGACGUCUUCCUAGCAAGCUUCCCCAAGUCCGGCACCACCUGGCUCAAGGCGCUCGCCUUCGCCGUGAUCUACCGCGCCGACCACCCGCCACGCAGCCCCGGCCACCCGCUCCGCCACCGCAACCCGCACGACUGCGUCAAGUUCUUGGAGGAGCCGUUUGCGGUGGACGGCGGCGUGCUCGCGGCGCUCCCUUCGCCGCGCGUGAUCGCCACCCACCUGCCCUACUCCCUCCUCCCGGGACGCGUCGCGGCGGAGGGCGGCUCCGGUGUCCGGAGGAUCGUGUAUAUCUGCCGGGAUCCCAAGGACGCGCUCGUGUCCACUUGGUUGUUCGCCAAGAAGGUGGUCGCGGCAGCUGCGGCCCGCGACGGCGAUGAAGACGGCAAACCGCCGCCAGCGCCGACCACGUUCGAGGAGGCGUUCGAGCUCUUCUGCGACGGGCGCUGCAUGGCCGGUCCGCAGUGGCGCCACGUCGCCGGCUACUGGGAAGCGAGCCGGAGGCUUCCCGACAAGGUGCUCUUCCUCCGGUACGAGGAGAUGCUCCAGGACCCCGUGGGCAACGUGAGGAAGCUCGCGGAGUUCAUGGGGUGCGCAUUCUCCGGCGAGGAGGAGGCGGCAGGGGUGGUGGAGGACAUCGUGGAGCUGUGCAGCAUCGACGCGCUGAAGAACAUGGAUGUGAACAAGAAUGGAGCUCAGGAAUACGUCAAGAAUGAAUCCUUCUUCCGGAAGGGGGUCGCCGGGGACUGGAGCAACCACAUGACGCCGGCCAUGGCGGAGCGUCUGGACAAGAUCGUCGACGACGCGCUGCAAGGUACGGGGUUCACGUUCGCUCCCGCCCAGUCCGCGUGA